UACGUGGUUGUGCUUCUGAAGCGAAAACUGUACCUCUGAACUCGGAAGUGUCAUUUCCUCAAAUGCCUGAUAGUGUUGCAGAAAGAAUUUCUCUGUUUCGUUCCCAACUCGAGAAACGAAGAUUCGAUGAUGAAUCUCUUCGAAUUCUGGAGAUGGUCUUGGUUUCGAAAGACGUGAAAUCCUUGCUUUCAGUUCGGUGGAGCUUGAGAGAGUUGAUGAGAUCUGAAAUUCUCCAUGUUAUUAAAGAAAUGUCAGAUAAAACUAUCGAGCAGAAACUGUCUGUCAUUGACUUUUUUGUUCGAGCUUUCGCUCUUGCAGGAGACAUUAAGAGCUGCUUGACGUGGAGAUACGAGGCCUUGGUUCUACGGGAACAUAAGUCCACAAAUCAUCCUUGGCUACAAGUCUCAUAUGAGGAGUGGUUGAAUUUUGCCGAGAUUUCACUAGAUAAUGGAUUUUAUUCAAUUGCAGUAAAGGGGUGCGAAUAUGCACUUUUAUCUGUGCAAUCCAAUGAUAUUGAAGACACACAAAUGGUGUUAAAAAUCAAGAAACUGAAGAACGUUGCCAUGUCAUUAAUUGCUUCACAGUCUGUUAGGGCUCAAACAGCUGAGUACUUGCAAAAGAAAAGAACCCAGCAGGACAAAAGCUAUAGCUUGCAAUCAACAAAUACACAGUGUUUAGCCAGCUUUCUGUUCAGAAAUGGAAUUAAAAAGCGGAAUAUGAGAAAACUUCAUGAAUUUCAAAACAUGCAACAGAGAGCCAGUGAAUCAUAGAAAAGUUUGUUCUCCUUGUCCAAGUGUCUCCAAGCUUUUACUGAUGCCUUUUUUUUUGACAUUAGCUCAUGCUUCUGGCUACACAUUUCUUAAUCCUUCUUGAUUUAAGUGUCACUGUUUUGAAAUGGUCUCUUUUCAAUAAGGACAGGAUAUGCAGGGAGGUGUCAAAAAGGUAUAUUCAUCA
Messenger RNA from Nelumbo nucifera (sacred lotus), 954 nucleotides. Its product is annotated as protein DOUBLE-STRAND BREAK FORMATION. NCBI's taxonomy places the organism in Eukaryota, Viridiplantae, Streptophyta, Magnoliopsida, Proteales, Nelumbonaceae. The record is from RefSeq and is a predicted model, not a curated record. Gene Ontology annotation, biological process: meiotic DNA double-strand break formation.